Messenger RNA from Eurytemora carolleeae, 2740 nucleotides. Its product is annotated as sex peptide receptor. Bases 38 to 1015 code for a protein of 325 amino acids. The record is from RefSeq and is a predicted model, not a curated record. Lineage: Eukaryota; Metazoa; Arthropoda; Copepoda; Calanoida; Temoridae. Gene Ontology annotation, molecular function: G protein-coupled receptor activity. Gene Ontology annotation, biological process: G protein-coupled receptor signaling pathway. The transcript is spliced from 13 exons. Gene Ontology annotation, cellular component: membrane.
GUUUGUGUAUCUGUUUACUCUGGGAAACUACAAUACUAUGGGUUGGACUGGACCACUGUGCUACAUUUUUGAGUUUAUGAUAGAUACAGCUCCUCAGCUUUUCCACAGUGCGUCAAACCUUCUCACUCUAGCUUUGGCUGUACAGAGAUACAUAUACGUCUGUCAUGCUACUACAGCCAAACAGUGGUGCACUAUUGCUAGGAGUAAGGUAGUUAUCUGUUUAAUUUUGACCUUGUCUGUUGCGCAUAUGGUUAGCCGUACUGCGGAUAGGAACUACUCAACAAUAAUGACAGAUGGCGCCAACGGAACUGCGAUAAUACCAGUUUGUCGCGUUGAAUUCUCUCACUGGCUGACAGCUGCUCCAAAUUCUCUCACGAUCUACUUUAACACAUACUUCUGGUUCAGAGUUCUGUUUGUUCAGCUAUUUCCUUGUAUCUCUCUAGUUAUACUGAACAUUCUUCUAUUCUCAGCCAUGAGGAGAGCUGAGAGCAGACGAAGACGACUUACAGUAAACAGAAACACUCCUAAAGUACAAUCCGCGGCAACAUCCAGAAGAGCAUCGUUGUUUGGUCUGAGCAGAGAGAAUAGGAGGCAGAGGGAUGCUAACAGCACAACUAUGAUGCUCAUAGUUGUGAUUGCUGUUUUUCUCGUCGUUGAGAUACCACUUGCUGUCAUGUCAGCCCUACAUACAAUAUCCUCCAGUGUUCAUGAGUUUAUGAACUAUGAACUAGCGAGGGAUAUUGUUCUGUUUAUCGACACAACCAUCUGCUUGAGCUACCCGGUCAACUUCGCAAUCUACUGUGGAAUGUCAAGACAAUUUCGGACAACAUUCAGUUCUCUGAUCCUCACCCCGUGCAUCAGACUGGUUAAACCUGCUCCUAGCCCUGAUGAAAAUAUUGAGGAGAACCCUGAGAGGAGCAAAUGGAAUAAUGGAGCAGGGCCCAGUACAAAGAUUACAAAAGCAACCGUAGCUGGUACAACAGAGGCAAAUGGUCUGCUUACAACAAACUUCUAAAUGUAAUCAUGUACAGGGCUAUCGACCAACUUCAUGUGUACAUAGGGAAUCAACAAGUUUAACAUGUACUAUGUACAUAGUCUAUAAAGGAGCUUAUACAUGUACAGAGCUGUCAACCAACUUUUAAAUGUUCACCUGUACAAGAAUAUCAACCAACUUCACUUGUACAUACGCUAUAUCAACCAUCUUCUAAAUUUACACAUGUAUUGUACAGAGAUAUCAACCAUUUUUUAAUGUACAAAUUUAAAAGAGUUAAAAGAAUAUCAAUUAUCUUCAAAAUGUAAAGAUGUACAGGGCUAUCAAUCAAAUUUAUGGCACACAUUUACAUUGUACAAACCAAAGAUACCAAACGGAGACAAGUACAAUGCUGCCAAAUAAAUGAACGAAUGAACAAGGCUAAUACUCAUUCCAUACUCCAUGUAUAUUGUACAUGUACAUGUAUAUGUACGUGUAUUUGAACGCUGCUGCAAAUCACAAACUUUAAACUGUACACUGUGCAGGAUAAACAAUUUACGUGACUAUUAUCAACAUUAAAGAACAGUUUCUCAUGUACAAUUGUACGUGGGUAUAUUCGGUGAUACAAAUACAUUAAUUUGUAACAGUGAGGGUAUAGGGAUCAAUUCUUACAAAACAAAAAAACAAAUAAUUAAAACAUAAUUAAUUUGUUCAAUGAAAGUUGAUAAACCGGUUUGACCAGGGAUUAAUCCUUUCAUUACGAGAAAAUCGGCCAUCUUUCUUUUCCAAACCAAUCGGCCAUCUUUCUUUUCCAAACCAAUCAUUGUGUAUACACUAUACAGGCGUGUCAAAAUAAAAAUACCCGACAAUGGACAGACAUUUUUUAUUCAAAAUAUGUUUGGCUAAAAUUGUCAGUCUUUUUCUACCAAUUAUAUUUUAUACCACCCUUUAUGAAAUAGAAGAAAUAUUACACAUUGCAUGAUUUAAAAGUGAAUCGUUUAUUGGACACAAAAUUGGAAACCUGUCAUAUCAAGAAAUUUAAGAUAUGAAAAAUUUUCUAACCGUUUAUUAUUGUAAACAGGGCGUAUUCAGGGGGGGGCUAUGGGGGCUACGCCCCCCCCCCCUGAACCAGUGAAAUCUAUUAAUUUCAGGGGGUUUUCAGACCCCAACGGGUGCUUAGCCCCACUGGAAAGAUAAAAAAAUGUAAGCCUCCACCCCUGGACAAAAUCCUGAAUACGCCCCUGUAAUGUAAACAUAUAGUAUUAAAAAAUGAUGUGAGCGUGUUGUGACCUAUUCAAUGUGAAUCAAUGGAGUUUGCCCAUACAGAUCUUAGACUUAAAAAUUAAAAUAGAAUAUUAUUUUUUACGCGAGCAAAAUACAUUUUCUGAAGUUUUAGUUAAACUAAUAAACAUGAAUUGUAAGAUGUUUUGCUUGAAAUAUUAUGCGCUGGUUUUACAGUAAUAUCCAGAUCAAAUAGAGUAGAUUUUACGUCAAAAAUUAAUUUAUUUUCAUAGCGCAUUCUCUCAUUGAAUGUUAUUGAAUUGUUAGAUCUAGCUUAAUGGAGACAAAAAAAUUUAAUGUUUCAACAAAAAUAUUAAGUGUAUGUUGUUCAUCUUAUAACGAGAACUCCGUAAUUCGUUUAAAGAGACUGUAGGCGUAAUUUAAAGUGAUCCUCUCUUAGCAAAGUGACAUGUCCGAUUCACAACACUACCCUUUAAAACUACUAAUAUUUACUUUCCACAGAAUUCGCAGAAUAAAUUUAAUAUUUUA